UAUGCAAAUAAAUUGAUGUCUCUUAUGAGUAUGGAGAUCUGAUAGGUGAACAGUAUUCUAGAAAUCUUACAAACAUGAUGCAAUCAUUCAAAAGAUUAUAUUUUUAAAACAUUAAGUCAAGUUGGUAAGCAGAAAUGGGUCGGAGACGAGUCUUCUCUUUAGAUAUACAGGUGUCCAUUUCCUUUGACUUAGUCACUAUGAUGACAAAACUACAGACAAUCCCUUCAACGGCAUCAUUAGACAAAACAACAUAGGUUAUCUUUUUUCUCAAGGUUGAGACACACACUCACUGGGACUCGGGCUUUAUCCUGAUGUAUGUUUGCUCUCCAGGAGUCAGGCUAAAUGAGAAAGCACUGUUAACUGCAUUCCUGACAUGGGCCAGACCCCGUCACACCUCAGAGGUCAAAUACACAAAUGACCUGUAACAUUCAUAAUUAUAACCGGAAUAAAUGCACAUUACUAAAACACUUUGAUUACAUUUUGAUUAUAACAAUUGCUAGUAAAUGUAUUCAACUCAUCAGUAAGCUGAAGAGACAUGUAAAUCCACCACUUCACAUUCUGGACAUUUAUCAAACCUGAUUUAACAGAUUGGUACAUGAUGCAUUUGAUGUAUCAGAUUAGUGCGACAAUAGUAUGAUCUCAACAAAUUUCUAUGUUUGUCACCGAUGAUGCUAGCAUGAAAUGUAUUGUAGGUUGAGAAAAUUUAAUUUUCUAAGUUUUAACUAUUCAAUUACCAAAAGUAUAUCAUUAACCUAUCCUGUUUUUUGCUUGCAACCAUGUGACAAAAAUGUAACAUUCCUUAGAAAUAUUACACCUCGGAGGUAAAUAAAAUGUGACCAUUUAAUUUGUAUGCAACUUACAGGGUUGAAUCCAUGUGUCAAGAUUAACCAUUCAACCUUGUUACCAAAGGUAUUACAAGAACAAUUAUCAAGCAAAUGGGGUAACGCAAGUGGAUGUACAAACCAUAUUAGUGUUUAUCAGCAUUUGGUCACAAACUAGAAAUCCCCUAUUGAGUUAUGGCUCACAUUGUGCUUGAUAUGCUUGAAAAUAAAAUGAUGCUAAUCAGGUUUUUUUAAAGACUCGUCACAAAUUUUGGAAAUUUGCAAAAUUAAAGGAAAAUAGACUAAUAGAUGACAAUAUUUCGUUUGAUCCAAGGUUGACGAUCAGCUUUUUUCCUGAAGGGUAGCACCCCCUUUUAUUGAUCAUUUAUUAAAAAGAUUUGUGUAAAGUGCCUGCUGCCCAAAUUAUUUUUUUAUGUUUGCAACCUUUAAAUGUGUCUUCUAACCAAAGGCAAGGAUAAUGUCUCUUCACCCAUUUAGAAAUGUCCAUCCCCUCACUUAUCUGGCAGAUAGUACAUGGCAGUUUGUUAUGCUCCAUGAGGUCAUAAAUAGAAUAAUUUCGGUCUCUUUUUGGUGUGCCACUUUAUUCCAACUUUUCGAGUGACAAAAUGCUUAACAAUGAGGCGAACUCGAAUGUUCCAGCAUUAAAUUAGUUUGUUAAUGAAUGUUGUCCAGAGAGUUUAUUUAGCAGAGGUGGGCCACUUCUAUUAAAAUAAAUGGGAGAAAUAAGAACGCCCAACCAAUGAGGCAGGAGCUAUGAAUGCCCAAAGGUCAACGUAUGCAGAAAGGAAGUCCCGCCUUACUCGUAAAAGAGCCAAUCACCUUUUAGAUACUGAUAUCACCUGCCAAUCAACUCGAGAACGAGCAUUAGCUACUAAAGCUGGGAAAAUGAUGUUGUCUUUAGCGUAAUAUGAGGUAAAGAAGUGCAAUUUAUGAUACCAGUUUUGUCAGAUUUUAUUGCUGAAUUAAAGUAUGCUCUUGGAUCGUAAUCUUGACCCACAGUUUUUGAAAUUUCGGUGUUUCCCCCACUCAAGUAGAUAGGAAAGUCACAUUCAUGACUGGAAAUAGCCUCCCGGGAGCGUUCCAAAAAUGGCCGACAGUGGACUGACUUGCUAGAAAGCCUUUCGCUGUAGUCAUUCCACUUUUGUGCACCAUUGAGACACAUCCAGCAGAUGGCGCUACUGCAUUGACGCUUAACAAGCCUUCAAACAAAAUACGUCACUUGCACACGUCACGCACGCUGUGAGUGUUUGAACGCGGCGGCGCCAAGGCGUGAAAUUUGAUGGUUCAGUACAGUAUCAUCAACGUUUUCAUGUGUACAUAUCUAAUGAUAACAAAAAAAAUAAUGAAUGCGCCCAUAAUUUGCGCUUGACGCGUUAUACAUCUGUUACUAUUUCUCACAGAGCAGACAUGACAGCCACGGCAUGGAAAGGCUUGUUCAGCGUUGGAGAGGAGUUUGAUGAUGAGGAUUUGCUUGAAGCUGAUUGGACGUGUCCAUCAGAGCCCUCUUCUGCUUCCACUUCUGCUGCAGCCCCAUCAUCUUCCUUAAGAACAUCAUCUGAAAAAUCCACCCUUGUUCAACAAAGCUCUGUUAGCUCAUCUUCUGGCCCUGAGAAAAGUACUUUAGGAUCUGGUUAUGUAGCACCUCUGUGUACCCCAACAUGCAUCCCUUUAAAAGCCUUAAGAGACCAACCCAUCCCUAGCCAUCAAUCACUCUCUUCUUCUGUUCCUUCCCUUCGGGCACCUGCGUCAUCUCUGCAUCCCUCCUCUAACCAGAUACACCCUGCUCCCCCAGCAUCUCUCAGUGUCCUGCAGAGAGACCCCCUUCCUCAGGAUGACUUUGAUGAUUGGGACGUGGAUUUUGAGGAACUGGAUGAAAGAAUCCCUCCAAAAGUUUCUCAGCCACAGAAGAAUCCAGAUUUUCAUCCAUCACUGGACAGAAUUUCACCAGCCAAACGAAUGAGACCAUCAGCAUCUAGUGGAGCAGCCUCGGUGGCAGCAGUUGCACGACUCUUGAGUCCAAGUCUCAUGCGUGCCCCAACUACACCAGUUUCGCGAUUCCCCAGACCUGUGACUCCUAGGCCACCAGUUGUGUCGUCUCAAGGGCGGACCGGUCUUCCGACGCCAAGAACCCCUCUGCAGUCCCGGGGGUCUCUUUUCCAUGCAGUGUCUUCAACUCCCAAUCCCUCUCCUACACUUACACCUCGUCCCCUCAGCACACCCAUCCUGACCAAUCACUUGGUCCAGCUGGUGUCUGCAGCCAACAAGACACCUCAGAGACCACAAAGUGGUAUGAUGCGAACCAAAGCUCGCCGUUUCCCCGGCCCAGCAGGAGCACUACCACAACAGGUCAGUGCACAGAGUCUUGAUGACAUUGUUGUGUCAGUUCCUCAGACACCUGCACAUGGAGCUGUUGCUCGCCUGCGAUGUGAGGUCUCAAACUCUCAGGUGAGCGAGGAAGAGGAGUUCAGUAGUGGUCCGUGGACAGUGAUGAAGUCUGAAAUGGGAUUGAAUGAGAAGAACCCUUCUUGUUUCCUGAACUCUCACAGCAUUGUCAUGGUGCUACGCAAGGCUGCUCUCAGGCAGUUGGCUAAGAAUAAGGUCCCUAACAUGGCUGUUGUCUUGAAGAGCAUAACACACACACAUGCAGAUGCGAAGGCCGUCUUUAGAGACCCCACAGGUGAGAUGCAGGGCACUGUUCAUCGUCGCCUGGUGGAAGACAGACAGGGAGAGCUUAAGACAGGAGCUGUGUUACUACUCAAACAAGUCGGCGUGUUUUCACCAACACAUCGAAAUCACUACCUGAACGUCACACCUAAUAACCUUCUCAGGAUAUACUCACCUGAUGGAGUUCUGCAUAACUCUCAGCUAUCCCAUCCUCCGCUGGAGCUUGCGUUGCCCACCAAGCCUUCAGGGGGCCCUGUCUCUCAAAUGGAGCUACACUUUGAUGAUGAAGAUGAUGAUGAAAAUACAGUUCAGAAAAGUGUGGCUGCUGCUGGUUUACAUCACACUUCAGAGGUCUCUAAUGAGCUCUGUCAAGCACCUACGGGGUCUGGGCUAACCGUGGACACAGCAUGGGAAACAGAUGAUCUUGAUGAGCUGCUCGGGGAGUUACCUGUGGAGUCAUAUGGAGUACAUUAAUCCACAUGCUCACUUUAAAUAUAUUGUUUGCAGUAGACCAUGCCUGAUUUUAAUAGAUUCUAUGACCAUACCUACUAUUAAAAACAACAUGGCAAAACAACAACACCCACUAACUAAUGACCUCAUUACUUUUGUUCAGGUUUUGU
Messenger RNA from Myxocyprinus asiaticus (Chinese sucker), 4126 nucleotides. RefSeq names its product homologous recombination OB-fold protein-like. Lineage: Eukaryota; Metazoa; Chordata; Actinopteri; Cypriniformes; Catostomidae. Bases 2250 to 3980 code for a protein of 576 amino acids. The record is from RefSeq and is a predicted model, not a curated record. The transcript is spliced from 11 exons. Gene Ontology annotation, biological process: recombinational repair.